Papaver somniferum (opium poppy) is the source of this 2488-nucleotide messenger RNA. RefSeq names its product bifunctional TH2 protein, mitochondrial-like. The record is from RefSeq and is a predicted model, not a curated record. NCBI's taxonomy places the organism in Eukaryota, Viridiplantae, Streptophyta, Magnoliopsida, Ranunculales, Papaveraceae. The coding region runs from base 550 to 2262 and encodes 570 amino acids. Gene Ontology annotation, cellular component: cytosol. The transcript has 7 exons.
GCUAGGGAUUCAUUCAAGAGAGAGUCUCAUUUUAGGUAUUUUCAUUUUCUUCUUCUUCAACUUCGAGUUACCCAAAUUCCCGAGAUUUUUUCUUUGAUUUUUAAAAGUCAUGCGUUGUGAAAUCGUGUCCCUUUCGUAAUUUUUCUAGUUUGAGGGAGUCAAAAGUCAUACUUUCAUCAAAACCUAAUAAUUUCAUCUCAUUUCAUUUCAUAUCAUACUUCGGUGCAGGAUGGAGAAAUUCAUAAUUCCCUGUUUUGUCUUUGGGAUGGAUUAUGGUGGGAAUGGUAAACAAUCCAGUUCCUACCAAUGCCAGGGUCGGAUAUAACGAUUUGCACGCUGCAUUGCUCAGGAAUGGAUUUUACCUUGUUACAACCGAUCCUACUCCUCCUAACCCUGUUACCACCAUCUCCUAGCAAGCCAUGUUCAAUUUCAACCGUCGUUUUCUGAGCAGUGCCACGGUCGCAACAAUGUACACGCUUCUGGUGCGGAUGCAAGUGCACAGGAUCGACGAAAUAAGCAAAAUAGAAAGAACUCAGGUAUCAAGAAGAAAUGGUUUAUACAUUCUCACAAUCAUGUUGGGCAUGGUGUUAUGAAGAAGCUGUGUGUUGCUUAUACUCACCUCUGAAUGUUUGUUUGGCUUCUGGAGAUUUGCAUAAGAGAGAUUUUCAUCAUUACAUCAAUCAAUGGGGUCAUUUCUUGAUUGCUUUUCCACAGGCUUUUGAUAUAGUGUUAGAAUCUUUAGAGGAUCAGCAAGAGGAUGUACAGGCUGCAAUCUUGGAGAGGAGGAAUUUUAUUACACAAGAACUCCAAUGGCAUGCUUCAUUCAUCCAAGAGUGCGAUUUAGACCCUACAGCAGAGACCACUCAGCACUCUGUGACAGCCAAAUACGUUAACUUCUUGUUAGCCACUGCGUCUGGUAAUCAAGAUAUGGUACAUCUUGAAAUUCCAACCCCAGCUGAGAAGUUGAAGAUUGCUGCUCAUGUUCUUAGUGCUAUAACACCAUGUGUGCGGGUCUCUGCCACGCUUGCUAAGCUUAUUAAGCCACUCACUAGACGUAACAAACGACCUCGCCGAUUCAAUAUGUGGAUUGAUAGAUACUCCUCUGCUGAAUUCGAGGCCUUAACUGUGCAAACUGAGGGGUUACUUGAUUGGCUAAGCAACUCUUUGACGGACGAAGAGCGUAAAGUCCUGGGGGAGGUUUAUCAUCAAGCUAUGAAGCUUGAAGUAGAGUUUUUCUAUUCUCGCCUGUCUGUGCCUACUAAGCUCAUCCCUGUAUCACUCCUGCAUAAUCGUGAGGAGGAUCGUCUCCUGCUAUUUUCUGUUUUUGACUUUGCAUGCACUGCUGUGGAUUCUUUGCAAGGGUUAGAACAAAUGACAUUGUCAAGUGCCAAAGAGAAGUCAAUAGUUGGGCUGCCUCCUCGUCCUGGUCGAAGGCCUCGUCCAGGGAACACACAUCUUCAAAUGUCACGUGCGGAUUUGCAAAAAGCAUGGGAUGCUAUUGUUGUCUUUGAUAAGAGGGAGAUGGAUAAAUGGUUGCUGAAAUUUCUGGCCAUUCCGAUAGCUGUGGGUUUUGACUACGACGGUCUUUGCAAAGUACUUGAGCAGCUCUCCGUUAUCAGGGAUAAUGGAAUUUCAAGAAUAAUUGAGACAGGUGUCCUGAAGGGUCUAAGCUUAUCGCGGAUGCAGCUCGCGGGGACAAGAAUGAAUUUCUAUUAUGGUUGUGUGAAUUUUUUUGAAAAGGUUUUCAGAAACGAAGCACUGAAUGCAUCAGUCCAUGUAAUUUCAUGCUGGUGUGAGGAUCUAAUGAGGUCGGCACUUCCAGGUGAAUCAGACAAGUUGAACCUAAAUGGAAAUGAGUUUGACUACGAAACUGGUGCAGUAACUCGUAGAAUGGCGCUAUCUCCUUCAGCAAAAUUUUCAUAUUUCAAUGACGCAAUUCAGAAAUAUGAAAGGGAACAUGGCAAGCCGCAUGCGACUGUUUACAUCGGUUACUCAGUGGAAGACUUGCUAUGCCUUCUAAACGCUGAUAUUGGCAUCGUUUUGGGGUCAGACCAAUGCAUAAGGGAUGUGGGAGGCUGGUUUGGUGUUAGAUUUGUUCCAUUGUUUGAGGGUACUGUGGCGAAACAGAGGGAAUUCUUCGAAAGUGGCUAUUCGUCAGAUUGUGAGUGGAAGGGUCCUCCUGGUACUCUUUACACAGUUUCUAAUUGGCUUGACAUACAUGCACUCAUUCUGGGUUGUGAUUUGGUUCCUGAUGAACCCUAAUCUGUAUCUGUGGGUCUCUCUCUCUUGGAACAACAAGUAUAGCCGUCAUAUAGACUAGGCUAGCUAGGCUACAGCCUAAAAUUGUUGGGGCACAGGAAAAAUUAUUUUUCUUACAGCGUCGUUGUUUUUAUUGACUACAUAGGUAGUGCUUUUACAUAGGUCUACCACUGUUUUUGCUGGCUGUUAUUGAAAGCUGUUUGUUUUGUAAGCACCGAUUACUGCUUUC